Molecule: messenger RNA, 2033 nt
Organism: Thamnophis sirtalis
Lineage: Eukaryota; Metazoa; Chordata; Lepidosauria; Squamata; Natricidae
Source: RefSeq, a predicted model, not a curated record
CUUUCUUUCAUUUUGACAUGAACCAAAAAUGAUGCAAGACAGGAAUAAUACUGAGAAGAAAAGAGCCAAGAAAAAGGAAGGAGAAGAGUUCAAGGGAAAGUAAUAAAGAAAAGUCCAGUCCAAAGUCCAGUCUGAAUUGUAGAGGCAACAGCCAACACUUUUCGACAAUCAUGAGCCAGACAUCGGCCACAACUGAGUCACUUAAUGACAAGCCUGAAGAAAAGAGUUUUGCCUUUGGAGUUCCUGACAUCAUUGUGGUCGUCAUUUAUUUCAUCUUUGUCCUAGCUGUAGGAAUAUGGUCUUCUCUUCGGGCCAGUCGAGGAACAGUUGGAGGCUAUUUUUUGGCUGGAAGAUCCAUGACAUGGUGGCCUAGUCUCAACAUCUUUUUGACUGCUUCAAGGUCAGCAAGGAAUAGCUGAAGGAGCAAGGAGACAACUCAAGGCUGCUGUCAUAAUGGCUGACUAUCCAACCCUGGGUAGUACUAUCUUGCUGCUAACUACCUCCCCUUUAAGACUAGAGCCUGUAGUGGAACUCUAUAGAGACCCCCCCCAAAAAAAAAUAUUCACUCCAAUAAAUAUUACAUCAUUUGUCAACCACUUGAUCCCCCAGACAUUAACUGACCCUCUUUUGAUCCCACCUGACAUUUAUUGACCCCUUGGAUGAUCCCAUUGACCUUUGGGUAUCAAUAUUGACCACUAUGGGGAAGCCUUUUUUUUCUUUAAUCCCUUAAUUUGGGGUGGAGCCAUGGCAACUGAAUGGAGCUGAGCAUUUGCUGGUUGGAUGCCUUGCCUGAUGCCUGCAUGGAGUUUGUAGCAAAUAUUUUCUCUUUGCGCCCUGAUAGAGAGACAUCUGUUUAGGAUUAAAUUCUCAAUCUUCCUAGUGGGAGGCAAGCAUGUCACCUCUAGACCACUGCACUGCUCGGUGGGGAACCCUAUGUUACACUAGCUGCUUUGGGAAAACCCUAUGUUACACUAAUUCAAAAAAAGAAGUAAAAAAGAGAGUAGACUUAGAUAUUAGCAGCUAUAGUAAAUAUGCAAUAAGGGACAUUCAACUCUGCAAAUCAUAGCCUUGUUGCAGUCUGGAAUGUCCACUGGUGUUGAUAUGGGCUGCCUAAAGUGCAAGACAUUUAAGGCUUCAAUCACACAGUUGUUGUUACCAUCUUGACCUUUUAUAGCACUCCAUAGAUACUUCUGGUGGCCAAAUAAUUAGUAUGCUAAGCACUAGGAGGAGGGGGGGGCAAUCACCUAUACAAUAGGCUACUCAGGUAGCCUAUUUAAAAUACAAUGAGACCAAGGAAAGCAAUAAAAAACUUUAUCUCAAGCAGCAUAUUUCUGGCAACCAACUGAGGAUUUAAAUAGCUAAACUUCAUAUUUGUACACAAACCAAUGUACAAUGCCACCUGGAAUUUAUGAAAUAUUAUUGGGUCUUAAAAUAUGAUCACCAUGGCUUUGAAAAGAGAAUGGGGAUAAGGGAAAACCUAGCAUAGUCACAAGGGAAUAAUAGAGAUUUUCAAGAUUUUUCUUUUAAAAUAAAAAUAAAAAUCCCUCAGGUUCAGAAGAGCUAUUAUUCUCUUAGCUGAAACUAUGGCAAAAAUAGGUCCCCCCCCCUUACUGUCUAAUAACUUCUUCAUUUAUUGAGCAACUUUGUAAAGAUUGUAGCUUUCUGUGCUAAACCACUUGGAUUUAAAUCUCCAAAAUGAUUCACUGGAAAGGCAUAAACUUUUUGAAGGACACAUUUUCUUUGAAGCAAAAAGGUAAUAUAAUAGUAAUUUAAAGGCCCAGAGAAAUAAGUGUCAGUGGGAUGAAUAUCUUUUUCACCCUCCCUCAAUAAUACAAUGCUGUAGAUCUUUUGAGAGUUUAACUGCAAGCUGAAUGUGGCAUUGAACUUCAACUUUGGGUUAUAUGAACUGUAAAUUCUAUAGACAAUGUUUCCCUCCUACCUUUAAUAGACACACAAAUACACACAUAUAUAAAGGUUUGGUGUGCUUUGUGCCCCAGUGAUAUUUAACCUAUUGUUCACCUACAGUAAUAUUG